This is a messenger RNA of Sceloporus undulatus (fence lizard), 7329 nucleotides long. Its product is annotated as IgGFc-binding protein-like. NCBI's taxonomy places the organism in Eukaryota, Metazoa, Chordata, Lepidosauria, Squamata, Phrynosomatidae. The record is from RefSeq and is a predicted model, not a curated record. The coding region runs from base 2106 to 6986 and encodes 1626 amino acids. The transcript has 12 exons. Gene Ontology annotation, molecular function: protein binding.
AAAAAAAUUUCGUAACCCGAAAAUUCUUUCCUUACCUGGAACAGUUUUUUCCAAGCUAACUUUUUCGUACCCCGGAAAUUUUGUAACGCAAUCAAUUCGUAUCCCGGGGUACCACUGUACAACAAAAUCACAUUCACAAAAAAGUGAUUCUUUUAUCAGCCAACCAAAAUGCAGAGACUGCAAGCAACUUAUUACAAGUAAUGAUUUACAAGUAAUUAAUUCUUUUGUGCUAAACAAAGGCAUAGCUAAGUUAUAUCACAAUUGUGAUGUGAUGACGAGUAAUGUUACUCAUUUCAUGACAUAACUCUUAACUGUUGUAGAAACUGCAGUAGCUAUACCUGGUACGCAGCCUGACAACUUAUAUUUUGCAUUACAGUACAGUACUGAUAAACCUUCUGAGGUUUUAAAACAGUAACUGAAAAAUGUGUUGUUGUUGUUGUGUGACUUCAAGUCAUGUCUGACUUAUAUUGACACUGAGGCCUAAGAUUUUCUGGGGCUGAGAGUCUGUGACUCCUGAAAAGUUGCCCAGUGGAUCUCUAUGGCUGAAUGGAGAAUUGAACCCUGGUCUCCAGACUUGUACUCCAACACUCAAACCACUCUACCAUACUGGCUCUUGAAAAGUAUUUAUUAGUUACUCCCAAACAACGAGUAAGAUUUGCCAUUUAAAAUUAAAACUACGACGAUAAUUCAUUGAGGUCAGUUAGAAUUGUAUAAUUAGAGGUAUAGCUAUAGCUAAAGGUUUUUUUAAAAGCAGUUUCUCAAGAUCUGUUAGUGUAAUAAAAAAAUUCAGCUACAUUGAGUUGGAGUGAGGAAACCAUCUUGAUCUUUGCUUUGUGGACCAUUGCUAUUCUUCUGGCUCCAAAACAGUAGUGGCUAAGCCAACACAAUGUUGAGUGAAAGCAGAUUGUACAUGCUCAGAGAAGCAUUCACAAAAGGAUGUAAGGGAGAAAUAACCAUUGACCUGGAACAGGUGCAGUAAAUAUUUCAGUUAGAGCCAGAAUAAUCAUAUAUGCAAUGUAUGUAGGGGAGGAAGGAGCAAAAGGAACACACAGGGAAGGCAUGUGAGACCUUCCUACCAGGUUACUUCUCUGUACUCUCUUUGCUGAGGACCACUUUAGCUGGCAUUUUGAUGCUGGCAAGGAGCCCAACUGAGAUACAAAAGACUGAGAUGAAUGCAGCACAAGAAGGCAAGGAAUGGAGGGAUGCUAGUGGUGGUAGUGAUGGAGGGUUGCCGUUUUUCUUUUCAGAAAUACCAAGUAGCUACUCCCAGACUUCAAUGCCAUUUGCUGUCAAAACCCUAUACAUCUACAAGUUGUGAUCUCAUUCAUGCACUGAGGGUGUGUGCGUUUGGAAAGCGUCCAUGAACACAUGCAUCCAUUUAAAAACAAGACAACCAGAGAAAAAUAUGUAUGUUACAAAAAUGCAAAUAAUGAAUAAUGUGCAAAUUCAGAAAAACAGAAGCAGAAAUAUGUAAGUGCCCACACUGGGGGGUGUUGGUGGUGGUUGCAAAACAAUAUACCAGGAAUACUUCUUCUUUUAGUUGGUUCUUAUGUAAUCAGUGUGAAUUAUAGGAGUUAUAGUCCAGCACAUCUGGAAGGGGCUAGAUUGGAGGUUUGAGUUAACUCCCCCACUUGAGGUAUCCCAUCCUUCAGUGGACAGUGAAUGAUCUCAGUAACAUAUGGAGGUUUAAAGAUUAUGAAUUUAAUAAUAUUUUAAUACUUUGUUUAAUACUUUAUUUAACACUUAUUUAAUAUUUAUGUAAUACUUUAUUUAUUUAAUACUUUAUAUAGUAAUACUUUAGCGGUUUAACUAUUGAUACUAUGCUAAUCCUUGGAACGGAAGUCUGUUCUAUUCAUGCCACAUCAAUUAUGAAGAAUGCGUCUGUUUCCAGCUAAAAUAUAUUUUGGAAACACAUGAAAGCCAAGCUAAGACAGAUAGCUGUAUUUGUCUGGGGCCAGACUCAUGACUUGCUGGGGUUAUAUUUUUGUUAUGUGGUUCUUGCAUUGAUCCUGCCCAUUUGGCCAGCUGGAGCUCCCUCCAAAGUUCAUUGGGCAAUAGGUUUUGACUCAUUUCCCCUAUAAAAGCACAAGAAGCAGCAGAGCCAUAUGGCAAAUGGGAAGAGUUCUUCUUCAUCAAGCCAAGACAGUUUUACAGACGCCAUGGCCAUGAGGAGAGCUGUAUUCCUCUUCACUGGUUUGGCACUUUUGGCUGAAUCAUGUUUAUCAAAUUCCCUUGGGAAGAAAUUUGUCACAGCUUUCUUAUCCAACCUCAAUAAAAGACAACACAAUCCUAAAUUCGAGCUGCUCAUCACUGCAUAUCACCCUGCAACCACUGUUACAGUGACAGCAAAUGGCCGUAUGAUACAGAAAACAUUUUCUCUUACUGAAGGACAAACACUUCCAGUUGAACUUCCAGACACCUUAGAGAUCUUGGGGAGUGCCUUCUCUGACAACACUGUGUGGAUCCAAGCAGACAAAGACAUCACUGUCUUUUCCACCAGUCACAAGGACUACACAACCGGUGCCACAGUCGUGUAUCCAAUCCAGCAGUUAGGGACAUUGUAUUAUGUGGUAACCCCAGAGGGCAACAUGGAAAAUACUUUCAAGGAAUUUGUGGUUAUGACUCAUGCAGUUCCUACCAGGGUUGAUAUCGAACUGCAAGGGACUGUGAUAUUCAAAGGACAUGUUUAUCGUGCAGGGGACAGGCUCGCUGUUGAGCUCGAGGCCUUCCAAGCAAUCCAGAUCCAAAGCUCAGAUGAUUUAUCAGGCACCUGGGUUGAAUCCAAUGCACCAGUAGCUGUCUUGAGUGGGCAUAGCUGUGCUAUGAAACACACACAUUGUGAUCAUGUUGUUGAGCAACUCCUGCCUGUUUCCAGCUGGGGAACCAUUUUCCUUAUCCCUCCACUGUCCUUCCAGAGGCGUUAUGACAUUGUGUAUGUAACUGCUUCCCAGAGGACUUCCAUGUCAUACCAAUCUGGGCCCACCAAAUUCUCCCAUCAAAUGGAAACCGGAGAAGUUAUCCAGCUGAAUGUUCAGCCCUCCCAGCCGCUUUACAUACUGGCUGACCAUGGCAUCCAAGUCCUUUUCUUCUUCACUGGGGUUUCGAGAGGGAGUAGAAUAUAUGACCCAUUCCUCAUCAAUAUUCCCCCCGUUACAAGCUAUUGCAAGUCAUACCAUGUGGAUGGAAUGAGUCAGUUUGACAAUUAUGCUGUUAUCCUAGCCAAAACUUCAGAAUCUGGUGGAAUCACACUAGACCAAAAGGCUACAGGAAGCAUCCACUGGAAACCAAUUCUUGGCACAGAAUAUUCCUGGGCUGAGCACCGUUUAGGCAGAACAGCACUUUCCCUAGAGCACCCCAAUACUCCCUUUGGACUCUUCCUCCUUGGAGGCUCACAACGGGAUGGUUACGGAUCUGUGGCCCUCUGUUCUUCCUCUCCCAGCUGUCCAGCUAAUAGUCACUAUGAAGACUGUGUUGAUCUGUGCUCCACCAGUUGUGCCAGGAACACAGAUCCUGAACCAUGCUCAGAACUGUGCUCUGCGGGUUGCCAGUGUGAUGAUGGCUUCCUCUUUGAUGGGUUUAGAUGUGUUCCUGCAGAGAGCUGUGGGUGCUUUGUGAAUGGAACCUACUUCAAGUCCAAUGAAACCGUUCUACUAAAUAAGUGCCAGGAGAGUUGCAUCUGCAUCCCCGAACAUGGCCUAAUAUGUGAAGCUCAUAGCUGUGCUGUCAAUGAGGCCUGUGGAUUCCAAAACGGAACCAUGAGUUGCAUUUCUAAUGAUCCCAUUCCAGUCCCAGCAUCCUGCCCUGAGAACAGUCACUAUGAGGCCUGUGGAAAUGGCUGCCCGAUAACUUGUUCUGACCGCACUGCUCCCUCAACGUGUGAUGAAACCUGUGUUGCCAUCUGCCAAUGCAAUGAGGGCUAUGUUCUUAGUGCUGGCGAAUGUGUCCCAGUGGAGACCUGCAACUGCACUCAUAAAGGUGCAACCUACAAGGCAGAGGAGGAGUUCUGGGAUGAUGAAGACUGUCAUACUCUCUGCAAGUGUGACCCCACUUUAGGCAAGGUUGUGUGCAAAGAAGAUUCUUGCAAGGGCAAUAAGAAAUGUGUUGUAGUCAAUGGGGUCCGGGGCUGUCAGGCCCCGAAGCACUACACCUGCAUAGCAUCUGGAGACCCUCACUAUAGCACCUUUGAUGGAAAGAAAUAUGAUUUCAUGGGGACAUGUAUUUAUCAGAUGGCGGGGGUUUGUUCCAAGGACCCUAACCUCAUCCCAUUUUUGGUCAGUGUGGAGAAUAACAACCGAGGCAAUAAGGCAGUAUCCUUCACCAAAGUAAUGACUCUGGAGGUCUACAACAUGACCAUCAGCCUGAGCCAAGAAUAUCCACGCAGGGUUCAGGUCAAUGGAAUCUUUGUUGACCCACCAUUCACCUAUGAAAACAAAAUCAAAGUCUACAUCAGUGGGGUCCAUGGCUUCAUCAAAACAGACUUUGAUCUGAAAGUCAGCUUUGACUGGUACAGCUAUGCCAGAGUCAUUCUUCCCAGUAUGUAUGCCAAUGCUGUCUGUGGGCUCUGUGGCAAUGCCAAUCAGGAUAUCAAUGAUGACUUUUCCAUGAAGGAUGGCACUGAAGCUAGUGAUGAAACUCAGUUUACAGACAGCUGGAAGCUGAAGGAGGUCCCAGGAUGCUCUGGAGGAUGUACUACUGAUUGUCCAGUAUGCCAGGAAACAUCAAUACAGACCUACAAGGGGGACCAGUUUUGUGGGAUCCUUGUCAGAAACGAUGGACCAUUUCAACAAUGCCAUAAGAUCAUUGACCCAACAAUCUACUUUGAUGAUUGUGUCUUUGACACCUGUGCAUACAGGGGUCACCAUGACAUACUCUGCAAUGCCAUCACUGCCUAUGUGACAGCCUGUCAAGAUCAUGGCAUUCAGCUUGGGCAGUGGAGAUCGGCUUCCUUCUGCAGCCUUAGCUGCCCCAAAAAUUCCCACUAUGAGCUCUGUGGAAGUGGCUGCCCUGCUAUGUGUCACAAUGAUUCCUUUCCAAAAACAUGUGAGACAUCGUGUGCAGAAGGAUGUUUUUGUGAUUCUGGAUUUCUCCUCAGCAGGGAUCAAUGUGUCCCUCAGACAGAGUGUGGCUGUGUGCACCAGGGAAGAUACUACAAGAAGGGAGAGGAGUUUUAUCCUAAUACUUCCUGCCAGGAGAAGUGUCAAUGCAUGGAUGAUGGAACCAUUGACUGCCAACAAUUUUUCUGUCAUUUUUCUCAUGAGGUGUGCACUUCAGAGAAUGGCAUCCUGGGUUGCUAUCCCCUCGGAUAUGGAACAACAAUAGCAUCUGGAAACUCUCAUUAUAUAUCCUUUGAUGGGGCAAGUUUUAGCUUCCAUGGGUCUUGUGGUUAUACAUUAGCCAGAGUCUGCAGCAAGGAUCCACGGAUAGUGGAUUUCUCUGUAUCAGUGGCAAAUGAGAAGCUUGAUGGCAACCCUUUGAUUCUAAUAAAGACUGUUGUGGUCUCCAUUCAUGGAUAUACUAUUGUACUGGAGAGGGGAGUGAAAUGGAAGACUAUGGUAGAGGGUGAGUUCUACACUCUGCCAGUGAACAAAGAGGAUGGGAAAUUCUGGAUCACCCAGGAGGGGAACAACAUCAUUGUCCAGUCCUCCUUUGGCCUCACAGUCCUCUAUGAUACUUCUUCGUACGUCCAUGUGUCUGUGCCUAGCAGAUACCGAGGACACAUGUGUGGUCUGGGUGGCAACUUCAAUGGAGAUAAGAGGGAUGACUUCAUGCUACCCAAUGGAGAGCUCACUGAAAGUGUGGAGGAGUUUGGGGCCUCUUGGAAGGUUCCUGUGGAUGGUGCCAUUUGCUCUGAUGGCUGUGGGGAGAGAUGCCCCACCUGCACUAUAGCCAAAGCCAAACCAUACAAGGCUGUGAGUGCUUGUGGAAAGAUCCUGUCCAAAUCAGGCCCAUUUAGAGAUUGUCACUCCUUGGUGAGCCCUGCUGAGUAUUUUGAUCAUUGCCUCUAUGGUAUGUGUGUGACCGAUGGAGCACAAGAAUCUCUCUGUCAGAGCCUUCAAGCCUAUGCAGCUGCAUGUCAAGCAUCUGGAGCCAAGACUGGAGCCUGGAGAACAGCCUCUUUCUGUCCACUCAUCUGUCCCCCGAACAGCCAUUAUGAAACCUGCACUGCACCUUCUGACUUCAGUUGUUUCAGUGUGUCCACUCCUAUCCAGUACACAACAAAUUGCUUUGAAGGCUGUGAAUGUAAUGAAGGUUACAUGUCUGAUGGGGGUGCCUGUGUGCCUAUUGAGAGGUGUGGCUGUGUGCAUGGUGGACUCUAUCUCAAGGCUGGAGAGAGCAUCUUCUCGAGCAGCUGUACAGAAAAGUGUACUUGUAGCAGCGUCUCUGGCCAGCUGAUCUGUGAGGAGGCCAGUUGUCCAUUGGGAAAGACUUGCACACUUAAAGAUGGGGUGCGUGGCUGUGAGCAGAGAGAAGGCCGGUGCAAGAUCUCUCCAGAAGCCCAGCUCACUUCUUUUGAUGGUGCCUCGGGAGAUUUCUUCUGGAGUGGGGUCUAUGAAUUGGCUCUUCUUUGCAAUGACAGUGCCCUCUCCUGGUUCAGGGUCUUAGUCAGCUUCGGAAGAGACAGCGAUGAUGGCUUAGUGCUUGCAAAGGCCAUCUAUGUUUUCUUUCAAGAUACAUUCGUUGCCGUGAAAAGUAACAACAAGAUGUGGGUAAAUGGGCGCCCUGUACAGACGCCAUACAUCAAAAAUGCUGUGUCUGUGAGCCGAAUUCAGGAUGGGUCUAUGAUUGACCUAGAUACUCAGGUGCAAGUUUACCUCCAUCCCAAUGGAGAAGUGAUGGUGAAAGCCAGUGAGACCCUUGCAGAGAAACUCUGUGGACCAUGUGGAAACUUCAAUGGAGACAAGUCUGAUGAUCUAAAGCUGCCCAGUGGGGAGACUGAGAAGAAUACUUCUGAGAUCCUUCAUGCUUGGAAAGCCAUGGACUUCUAACAUUUUAAAAAUUCUGUCAGAGAUUUGCUCUUUCUGACAUAUCAUUUCAGCUGAAGAGCUGCAGACUGGUUUCUUUCUUUGGCCUCUUCUGAAAGUGCUGAGCUUUAGAUUCACACCAAAGGAACCCCCAUUAAGAAGAACAUGUAUGUCUCACAAAAGGAUCAUUCAUAAAUCAUAGGAUUUGUAGUUUGCAAGGACUUUGGCCUACACUGCCAACUGGAGUACUGGUGCCUCACCAAACUACAAAUUCCGGGAUUAUUUAUGUUUUUAACCAUUAACCAAUGUUAAUUUUAUACUGUUUUAACUCAAUGGUUUUAAAUGUUUUUAAAUUCUGACUGUAAAG